Trichobilharzia szidati is the source of this 959-nucleotide messenger RNA. NCBI's taxonomy places the organism in Eukaryota, Metazoa, Platyhelminthes, Trematoda, Strigeidida, Schistosomatidae. The record is from the annotation of a GenBank genome assembly.
CGCGCUUUAUUCAGAGCGUACGUUGCAAAAAAAUUCAGGUUUCCACUGCUCUGUUAACUCCAUGAUAAUGAGCUAAUCGUCAUUCAUCAAGGAUAUUAUUAAUAUUAUUAUUAUUAAAGUAAAAUGACUAAACAUAAAGCCCGUAAAUCUACCAGUCGUCAGAAAAAGUAUCAAGAAGUUGUCCAAUCUCGGAUAGUCAACAAAACUCCGGUGCAGUAUACACGUCGGCUAAAAACUAACAAGCAUAAGAAGCUUAAGAAUAUCGGUGUGCACAAUACAAACCUGAAAUCCUGUAAUCGUCCACCUGGACCAAAUGAAGAUGAUUAUGUUCCUGCAAGUUUUAAAGAAAUGCUACUUAUGAAAGAAGGAAAGUGGAAGUCGCCUCUUGAUCCGGCUGUCGGAGAUACAAAAGGCAUGAGAAAGAAAGACGAUCCUGUUCCUGUGCUGAAACAAGGCAAAUAUGAAUCGGAUGCUCAUUACCUGGGACGAGUUCACAAGGAAGUUGAAGAUGAAUUGAACAGAGUGGAAUUUGCAAGGAAGCAAAAAGCAGAGCUGAUUACUACAGAAGUUAAAAAGAGUAAGAAGAAAAAGAAAGCAGUGAGGCGACUAAAUGAAAAACAGAAAGUGAAACGUUUACAUGCCAUAGAAAAACGUCUAACAGGUUUCGAACACUUGAAAGAUGAAGUGAAGUUCAACGAAGUGGUUACAGCGCCACCUGUAAACUUGACAAAACCAAAAUUGGUUAUUGGAAAGAAGUGGAAUCAAGUACAUAAACUAGACAGAAUUUUGGCAACGUGAAGUGAAUCAGUAAUCUUCCAGUCUCGUAUCGGUGAAGUGAAAAAAAAAACAUUGUCAUAUAUAUUCAAAGAAAAAUCCUUCUAUUUUUAUUCCCGGUGUUGUGAAUUUGUUUAAUCUUGCUAGUAAAGUUUGAAAGUUAUAAAAAAUUCGCAAAUAUUCCC